Molecule: messenger RNA, 2754 nt
Organism: Sinocyclocheilus grahami
Lineage: Eukaryota; Metazoa; Chordata; Actinopteri; Cypriniformes; Cyprinidae
Product: calmodulin-binding transcription activator 1-like
Exons: 5
Coding region: 1-2754 (917 amino acids)
Biological process (GO): regulation of transcription by RNA polymerase II
Cellular component (GO): nucleus
Molecular function (GO): double-stranded DNA binding; transcription coregulator activity
Source: RefSeq, a predicted model, not a curated record
AUGGGGCUGCUGAGAGGUAGCAGCCCCAGCUGUCAAGCUCCUCAUACCGCCAGUCACAAAAGCAGAGCGUUGCAACCCGCACCCUUCCGCAAAAAGAACUGUUUGUAUGGCUGCUAUGUCCACUCCUCCAUCAUUCCCACCUUCCACCGCCGCUGUUACUGGCUGCUACAGAACCCUGACAUUGUGCUGGUCCACUACCUGAACGUGCCCGCCAUAGAGGAUUGUGGGAAACCGUGCGGGCCCAUCCUGUGCUCCAUCAACACGGAUAAGAAAGAGUGGGCCAAAUGGACCAAGGAAGAACUCAUCGGGCAGCUCAAACCCAUGUUUCAUGGCAUCAAGUGGACUUGCAGCAACGGGAAUAGCAGCACUGGCUUCUCAGCAGAGCAGCUCGUGCAGCAAAUUCUGGACAGCCACCAGACCAAACCACCUCCCCGGACUCACAACUGCCUCUGCACGGGAAACCUGGGUGCUGGGAGCAGCCUGCAUCACAAAUGCAACAGUGCCAAACACCGUAUCAUCUCCCCAAAAGUGGACCCACGCACUGGAGGCGCCUACAGCAGCACCCACUCCGAGGUUCAGAACAACGACGUGUCAGAGGGAAAGACGGAGCACAGCCACGGUGGGGGCAAAAACGGCAGGGCAGGGGCAGACAGCGCCGGUGGAACGGGCGGCCGAGAGAAAAGGAACGGCAAGGUGCACAAGCCAGCACUGCUCCAUCAGAACAGUAUGGAGGUGUCCUCAUCCAACCAGGUGGAAGUGCCAGAUACCACCCAGAGCUCACCCGUCUCCAUUAGCAGUGGGCUAAACUCCGACCCCGAUAUGGCCGACAGUCCCGUGGUGACAGGAAUGGGCCAUGUAGCCUCGGUAAUGAGCAGCCUGUCUCAGUCCGCCAAUGUAUUCAUGUCAGACGUCUCUGGAGACCCUGUCUAUAGCAUGUCCCCGACUGUAGACCCCAACACUCACCUCCUGGGGCCCGACACAGCCUCAAGCAGUCUGGUGUUAGCAGUGGCAGCUGACAGUCACAAAUUUGCCUUUGCUGGAGCAGUUGGAGUGGGGUUAGCAGACGCAGGGUCCACAGACGGACUUGCUAUGCUGUCCACAGCCAGUGUGUCUGAAGAACUGUUGCUGUCUAGUAACCUGGAAUCUGGGAGUAUUAAGCUGCCUGAGACUAAUAUGAACUUUGACCCUGACUGCUUCCUCAACAACCCCAAGCAAGGUCAGACCUACGGAGGGAAUGGGCUGAAAACCGAGGACAGCAAUGGGAGCAGCUGCAGUAACGGAGGGUUGAAGUGUUCCCCGCCGCUCAACGACAACGGUUACAUCUUCAACACCUCUCUAGUGAAGAACAUCAAAACGGAGGACAUGUCAUUUGAACAGCAGCUGGCGAAAGAGAGUGGCUAUCAGGUUGGAGAAGGGGUGAACGGUGCUGUCAGUAUGUCCGGUUCCUCAAACGGCGGUUCGGCCCAAACCUCCCUGGCUCUGACUCCCACUGGUUCACUGUUGCCAUCUGGAGGUGGACUCAGUCCCAGCACUACCCUUGAGCAGAUGGAUUUCUGUGCAAUUGAUGCCAAGCAAGACUACCCAUCCAGUGUUAUGUCAGAGGCGGGCUACGGCCAGUCAAUCUCCAGCUCUCACCUGGCACACCAGAGUCACUCCCCCAGCUUCUUCCUGCAAGGUUCACCACAGUCCCAAACCCAGAACAACUCCAGUUCGACCCAGAACUCUCAUGACUCCAAUGUCUACAUGGGCCUGUCUGUCAUCAAGACGGACUCAACGGGAACUAAUGGGCAUCUCCACCACCAUCAUCAUACCCACCCCAGCCAGCGCACUGCCUCUAACUGCAACGGUGGCUCUCCAACCGAACGUAAUGGACCAGCUGGGUCGCUCCAGCUUCUGCAGUACCAGAACCGCUUUCCAACACCGUGUCAGGAGCAUGAGGAAGUGGGUGGUUUGGAACAGCCAAUAGGAGCAGAACAAGGAGAAGGAGGUGUUCAAGAGAAGGACUCGGAUGGUCUUAUGAAACCAGGGGAGCACUUGCAGACUGGUGAAGGAGGAGAAGCCGAGGGUGUAGGAGGCGCAGAGCACUACCUCCAGCAACCAACGGAAGGUGGUGGAGUCGGGCCGGGAUCUGGAGGAACGAGCGCGAGGGCAGAAAGUGGAAACCUGUGCAAUGACACCGAGGCAAGUGGAACCACCAAUCAACAGCUCCAGCCGCUCCUGCAAGGAGCCGGUUUGGUGCAGGGGCUUUUUAGCACCGUGGGCGCCCACCAGAGCCUGGGCAGUAGUGGAACCAACGGAGGGGGCUCCAUGGAGAUUAAUCUGGACCACUUUGACGUUUCCUUCGGGAAUCAGUUCUCAGAUCUCAUCAAUGACUUCAUUUCGGUAGAAGGUGGAAGCGGAACGGCGGUAGUGGCGGGCGCCAACGCUCUCUACAGCCAUCAGCUGAUGACCCAUUCGGGAACAGAGGGGCAGGUCUCCUCUGGAACUGCAGCACAACAAGGUGCAGACGAAGUAACUCAUGGGGCAAGGGGGUACAAUUCUGCAGACCUCUGUCUCCAGUCCUGUUGCAGCCCUCAGUCUACGCAGGCUGGGGCAGUGGCGGGUGAGGCAGGACAGCUGGCAUAUAUGCAGGUGGCCGAGGCCGUGUCGGCAGCUGUCGCGCAUGGAAACAUGGGAAUGUUACAGGCUACCGGAAGGCUGUUUGUGGUGACAGACUAUUCUCCAGAGUGGUCUUAUCCCGAGGUGAGUUUGUGA